Homalodisca vitripennis (glassy-winged sharpshooter) is the source of this 1910-nucleotide messenger RNA. RefSeq names its product proline-rich extensin-like protein EPR1. The annotation marks the transcript as partial. NCBI's taxonomy places the organism in Eukaryota, Metazoa, Arthropoda, Insecta, Hemiptera, Cicadellidae. The record is from RefSeq and is a predicted model, not a curated record. The transcript has 2 exons.
CCCAGCGUCGAACUCUCAACUCCCAUAACACUCCAACCCCAACCCUACACCCCCCUCUCCCACCCCAAACACAACACGACUCACCACCCCCCACCCCACCACCUCCCCCCCCACCGCCCCCCCCAGCCUACCAAACAUCACCCCCCUCACCUCACCCACACCACCCCCAACCCACACCCCCUCCCGCUCACCUCACACCAGCACCCGCACAACCUCCCCACACUCGCUCCCCGCCGCCACUCACCCCUGCCCGACCUCGCCCCCCACUCCACCACCCCCCAGACCACACCCCCCCCGUGCUCUACACCACCACACCGCCCCUACACCCCCCACAACACCCUCCCAUCCGCUCCUCCCCGCUCCCCCACCACCUGACCCCGACCUACCACCCCCCCCGGUCAACCCACCCCAACUCACACCACACCCCUCCCCCCGCCCGAACACCACCACCCCUCACCCGACCCGAUCAACACUCCCCACACACCCACGCUCACCCCCAACUCUCCCUUCCGCCAGCUCCCUCCUCCCCUCGCCCCCCGCUCACCCACACUCCCCCCCCCACGACUCCCCCUCACUCCCCCCCGCUCCCCACCUCCCUGGCACACCAUCGCGCUGCACCUCCUACACCCACACACACCCCCCGCACUAUCGGACUGGUCCUACUACCCCCCCCCCCACCACCCCUCCGCCCCCACCCGCCCCACCCCACCCCUCACCCUCCCGUAGCAAGCUCACCUCCCCCCAUCACCCCCCUACCGUUCCACCUCGCACCACCCGUCCACCACACCCCAAACCUCACCACACUCUCAACCUGCCCCCUCUCUAACCCCCUACACGCCCUCACCACGCCACACCACCCCCCCCACACCAUCACGCUCGUCCGGAAAAAGCCCCUCACCCACCACCCUACUCCCCAGCAGCGCUCAACCACCUCCCCGACUCUUCACUCCCCCCCCACCCCCCCCUCCCGCCCCCCCACCCUUCCAACCCUCAAGCACCCCACCCCCCCCACACCCCCCCCCACCCUUACGGACACACCCUCUCUCUCGUCCCCGAACGUACCCGUCCACGUCCCCCCCGACACCCUCUCCCACCCGUCUUCACGACACCCUCCUCCCGGACCAGUCCCCCACCCUCAUCACACCCCCCUCUCACCACCCAAUCACACCCAGUCCUCACUCCCACUCAACGCCCUGCGCGCCCCCAACCGCUCACACACCCCAACCGCCUCCACUCACACCUCACAGUCACUUCACAUCCCACCCGUCCCCCCCAACGUCCUUUUAACCCCGCCAGUCUCCCGACACUAUCUCUCCCCCCCCCACUCCAACCCUCCCCCACUCCCAACCCUCCCCCCCUCCUACACCACCCCCGACCCCCUUGCCCGUCCCACAACACGCAUAGGUAGUGUCCACCCCCCAGGACAACCCCCCACACCACCCCUCACCCCCGCACUCCCCCCCCCCCAUCUCCCACACCUACUCCCCUCCCCCCACCACUCCCCCAACUCCACCCACCCCCGCGCCCAUCCCACACCCUACCCCACACUCCCACUCCGCCCGCCCCCUCAGUCCUCACCCCCUGUACCCAACGACACCUCCGCACACGAACCCCCACGCACGAUACACUUAUCCCCCCUGCCGCCCCGCCUCACCACCCGCUCACACCCUCUCACACCCCCCCACGCAACCCCCCACGGCCCUCCCCCCACUUUCCCACCACCCACUUACCACCACCCUCACUCACUGCCCCACCAGAGCCAAACACACCCAAACGGCAACCCGAACCAACAACCUCCGCCCGUACCACCCCACUGUCCCCCCCUGCAGCUCCCCCCGCUGCUCUGUCUAUCUUGUAGACUAUACCCUCUCGCUUCCCCGCACAGACCCCAAAAUAUCCCAACUACCUAG